AUGCACACGGCCGGGACCCUUCUCGCCCGCGCGAACCAGCUCUACGCCGCAAACGAUAUACAUGGACUGCACGAACUGUACUCGAGAAGUGGAGGCUUUGGCGGCGACCCGUCUUCGCGACCGGGCUCCUAUAAGAUCAUCGGCAUCUGCUUGGCAAUAGCAUCUGGCUUGUUCAUUGGCGUGUCUUUUGUGAUCAAGAAGCACGGUCUGUUACAGGCAAACAAAAAGUACAACGAAGAGGCCGGCGAGGGCUAUGCAUACCUCAAGAAUGCAUGGUGGUGGUUAGGAAUGACCCUCAUGAUCAUGGGAGAGGUCUGCAACCUAGUCGCAUAUGCCUUUACCGACGCCAUCCUUGUCACGCCCAUGGGUGCUCUCUCCGUCGUCAUCUGCGCCAUCCUCUCCGGAAUCUUCCUCAAAGAACGCCUCAGCUUCGUGGGCAAGGUCGGCUGCUUCAACUGCAUCAUUGGCUCCGUCAUCAUCGCUCUUAGUGCUCCAGAGCAAUCGGCUGUGGCCUCCAUCCAAGACAUGAAGAAGUGGGUCAUUGCCCCAGGCUUCCUCAGUUUCGCUGGUGUCAUCAUCGUCGCCUGUGUCAUCAUCGCCUUCUACUUCGGACCCAGGUACGGCAAGAAGUCCAUGAUGAUCUACUUGACCGUCUGCAGCUUGAUUGGAGGGCUCAGCGUCGUCGCAACCCAAGGCCUGGGCGCCGCUGUGGUAGCCCAGGCGUCAGGUUCCCAUGGUGGUCAAUUCAAAGAGUGGUUCCUAUACGUUCUGCUUGUAUUUGUUGUAAUCACCCUGCUUACUGAGAUCAUCUACCUCAAUAAAGCACUGAAUAUCUUCAACGCUGCCUUGGUCACCCCAACAUACUACGUUUUCUUCACCUCCUCCACCAUCAUCACCUCAGCAGUGCUCUUCCAAGGAUUCAAGGGCACAGCAAUCCAAAUCAUCUCCGUCAUCAUGGGCUUUCUACAAAUUUGCUCGGGCGUCGUGCUGCUGCAACUCUCCAAGUCUGCCAAGGACGUCCCAGAUGCCGCCGUCUUCAAGGGCGACCUCGACCAGGUGCGAACCGUGGCUGAGCAAGAGGAACCGGAGUACGAGCCCCGUGCGGACGCUAUUCGCGGUGGCAGUGCCAUUCUGCGCUCGCUUUCGUCAGCUCGAUCACACCGGGAGCUGCAAGAGGCGAAAAGAAUCAAGGAGGAGCAUAUGCAGGUCAUUGGAGAAGGCGAGGCUGUAGAAUUCGACGGAAUCCGAAGGCGGAAAACCAUCCUGGACCCGAGCCGGCCUCCGACGCGCACCGGAACCGUCGUCACCAGAACGAUCCACCCACCGCUUGGUAUGACCCAUUUCCCUGGAGAAGACUCGGACGACGACAACAGCAGCUUCCACCCCGGCUUUUUCGAGCGUCUGCGAUCCAGGGGCAAGUCGAACGCCAGCCGCACCAGCUCCUCUGGUCUUGGUAUGACACACCUGCCCCCCAUUCCCACAGACGGCGCUUCAGAUCACGUCGAUCCGCUCUCGGACAAAGACUCGUACAAGAACAUCCCUCACCAAGACACAUCCUACAAACCCCACGAAGCCCAUAUUCAAUUCGCCGAGCUACCUCCCAUACAUCAGGACGACACGCUCACCCCACCCAAACCACCACCACACAUUGCCAAGCGCCAGUUUUCCUUCCAAAACGUCUUCCACCGCAACCGCGGCGACUCGGAAGCCUCAGCCUCGGGCAGCAAGCGGCCCGUCAGCAGAAACAGCCGCAAGAACAGCCGCGACGGCGCCAAAGCCGCGCCAGGAACAGAAGAAGAGCGACUCGGCCUCGUCAAGGGCGACUCGAGCCAUCUCAUGCGCAUACAGAGCCACGGCAGCGACGAGCUGAACCCCCCCGGCUACAGCGACGACUGGGGCAUGCGCGAGAGGCGGGCCGAUAGUCCAGGCGUCAGCCCCAGUCGCCUGCCAAUCGCAGAUGCACAUUCCUACAGCAACAGAGGCGGCAUGGAAAUGCCGGAGAUGGACCCCUACGACGGCGGGCGGUACGAACCGGCGCGGAAACCGUACUCGGGCGCGUUCUUGUAG
Molecule: messenger RNA, 2067 nt
Organism: Ascochyta rabiei
Lineage: Eukaryota; Fungi; Ascomycota; Dothideomycetes; Pleosporales; Didymellaceae
Exons: 3
Coding region: 1-2067 (688 amino acids)
Biological process (GO): magnesium ion transport
Cellular component (GO): membrane
Molecular function (GO): magnesium ion transmembrane transporter activity
Source: RefSeq, a predicted model, not a curated record